Molecule: messenger RNA, 1299 nt
Organism: Tremella mesenterica DSM 1558
Lineage: Eukaryota; Fungi; Basidiomycota; Tremellomycetes; Tremellales; Tremellaceae
Exons: 6
Coding region: 1-1299 (432 amino acids)
Biological process (GO): regulation of transcription by RNA polymerase II
Cellular component (GO): nucleus
Molecular function (GO): RNA polymerase II cis-regulatory region sequence-specific DNA binding; DNA-binding transcription factor activity, RNA polymerase II-specific
Source: RefSeq, a predicted model, not a curated record
AUGUCUCUUCCUAAUCAAACACCCAAAGGACAAAUCACUGGUUCAAUCACUAAACCUUCAGGAUUGAGAAGUUCUACAGUAGGUCAAGUGAAUGGAACAGGUCAAAGUAUAGAUCCAAAAUUGUUCGCACCGAAAUCGAAAGAAACUUCUUUGGAAGUUCAAAUAGGUCAGAAAAGGGAUCAAGGGCAAUUGGAAGGAAAUGAAGAUGGUGUGGAAGAGGAAGAAGAGGUGAAGAAAGAGAUUAAAGGUGGUAAAAAGAAGAAAGAUGAGAAGAAAAAAGUUUCACAUGCACGAAAGUCACCGGCCCAUAUACCCCGACCAAGGAACGCUUUUAUACUGUUCCGUAAACAUGUAGUGGAUAGUAAACUUAUUCCCGCCAGUGUGGAGAUGAGGCAUCAGAACGUUAGCAUCAUCACUGCUAAGAUGUGGGCGGAAGCUCCGGCAGAACAAAAAGCGCAUUUCAAUGAAUUGGCAAGGAUUGAGAAAGAAGAGCACAUGAUCAAAUACCCAGGAUACCGCUACCAACCCGUAUACAGACGUACAAACGUCAUUCGUCGACGUGUACGAAAAGAUCAAGCUGAAGAAGAUAAAUGUAAAUCCGUUGCUGAGUUGUUAUUACGUGGAAAAACAGGUAAAGCUCUCGAGGAAGAAAUAAGGGAAAGGAAAGUUUUAGAUGAAGAAUCUGAAGUUUCCGAGAAGAAAGACAAAUCAUCACGUAGAGGAUCAGCUUCCGAACUUUCAAAAGGUGCUCUCAGAGCUCUUCGAGCUCAAGCUCGCCAACGAACAGCUUCGGUAGAUUGGUCUGAAACAUCAGCUUCUGUCGGUUUUUCUCGUCAGGUAUCUCCUGGUGGUGAUGAUUCGUAUGCUCAGGAAGGAUGGAAUGAGCAUGGGAAUGGACAAGGACAAGAACAAUUUUAUGCACCUCCUGCUGAAUUUGGUUGGUUUUCAGAAGGGAUGCAACAAUCUUAUGCAUAUCCUCAAGAGAAUGAGCACACAUUUGAUCCUCAACCUCAACCACAUUAUUCUUAUCCUCAACCCGUAGCACCAUUCUAUCCCGGUGAAAGCAGAAUGAGAUAUCCUUCCAUUCCCGAUAUCUCUUUCUCAGUAGCUCCUGAUCUUCUCUCUCCAACCGACCCAACACCUCUCGCGGCUACAUCCCGCACGUUACGUCCCCCUUCCGCACGAUGGGAUCGUUCUUUCGGUCAAGAAUUGGAAGGAUUGUUCGAUUCGAAUGAUAUGUUAUUGGAAGAUUUCGGCGCUGCUUUAGCUCAGGCAGAAGAAGGAGUGACUGGUUGGUAG